Molecule: messenger RNA, 1853 nt
Organism: Hemibagrus wyckioides
Lineage: Eukaryota; Metazoa; Chordata; Actinopteri; Siluriformes; Bagridae
Gene: pals2b
Product: protein associated with LIN7 2, MAGUK p55 family member b
Exons: 12
Coding region: 105-1724 (539 amino acids)
Cellular component (GO): plasma membrane; cell-cell junction
Molecular function (GO): protein binding
Source: RefSeq, a predicted model, not a curated record
GUCAUAUUUAAGGAUUCAUUUAAAAUGAACGAAUCGUUCAUCACUACUCCACUAAGCAUCAGCACUGCACACAGAGCCGAGGAGGUUUUCCUUUAAAACUCGCCAUGCAGCAAGUGUUAGGUAACCUGAUGGAGUUGCCGUCCACCACUAAGGCCAAUGACCUCGACCUCAUCUUCCUCAAAGGCAUCAUGGAAAGCCCUACUGUCUGCUCUCUUGCCAAGAUUCAUGAUCGUUUAGAAGAUACGAAGCUGGAAGCGGUGCAGGACAAUAAUGUUGAACUUGUGAGUGAGAUUCUUGGGGUAAUUCGUGGGCUGACUGUUAGAGACAACACUGCUGCAGAGUUAUCACGAAUUCUUCAGCAACCUCACUUCCAGUCUCUCCUGGAGGCCCACGAUAUGGUGGCAUCAAAAUGCUACCAGGCUCCGCCCCCCAUCGAUCCAGCCAUUGAAUCAGCAGUGAACAAUGCACUCAUGCAAGCUGAUGCAGUCAGAAUGAUCGGCAUUCGCAAGAAAGCAGGAGAACCCCUGGGAGUCACAUUCCGGGUAGAGAAGGACAACCUCGUGAUCGCUCGGAUUCUCUACGGCGGGAUGAUUGACAGGCAGGGCCUGCUUCAUGUAGGUGAUAUCAUAAAGGAAGUGAAUGGACAGGAAGUGGGAAGCAGCCCUACAGAGCUACAGGACAUGCUGAAGGACUGCAGCGGAGGGAUUACCCUUAAAAUCCUGCCAAGCUACAUAGAUUCGGCAACACCACCACAGGUUUACGUAAAGCCGCAUUUCGACUACGAUCCAGCCAAUGACCAUCUGAUUCCAUGCAGAGAGGCUGGACUCGCCUUCCAGAGGGGUGACGUUCUACAGAUAGUCAACAGAGAGGACCAGAACUGGUGGCAGGCACGUCAAAAUGUGGGAGGGGCCACAGGGUUAAUUCCCAGUCAGUUUCUGGAGGAGAAAAGGAAAGCUUUUGUUCCAAAGGACAUGGAUAGAGCAGGGAUCUUAUGUGGAACAGUGAACGUUAAAAUGAAGAAAAAAAAGAUGUACCUCACUUCAAGAAAUGCAGAAUUCGACAGUCAUGAGCUGCAGAUCUAUGAGGAGGUCACAUGCAUGCCACCGUUCCAGAGGAAAACACUGAUCAUGAUCGGAGCGCAGGGAGUCGGCCGCCGAAGCCUGAAAAACCGCCUGCUGAUGCUGCAUCCUGAUCGCUACGGAACCACAAUACCAUUCACAUCACGAAGGCCUCGAGAGGACGAGCUCAACGGUCAGACUUACCAGUUUGUGACACGGAUGGAGAUGGAGAUGGAUAUUAAAUUGGGAUGUUUCUUGGAGCACGGCGAGUAUGAUGGAAACCUGUAUGGCACCAAGAUAAGUUCCAUUCAUGAGGUGGUGAAAUCGGGACGAACCUGCAUCCUCGACGUCAACCCUCAGGUUCUGAAGGUGCUGAGAACAGCGGAGUUUAUGCCCUAUGUAGUGUUCAUAGCAGCUCCUGAGUUCGAGACACUGAAAGCUAUGCACAAAGCCGUCGUCGAUGCAGGCAUCACCACCAAACUGCUCAGAGAUGAGGAUCUGAAGAAGAGAGUGGAUGAGAGCGCUCGCAUCCAGCAGACUUACAGACAUUACUUGGACCUCACCGUUGUGAACGACAAUCUGGACACUGCAUUUGAAACUCUAAAGGCUGCUUUGGACAGACUUUCCUCUGAACCCCAGUGGGUUCCGGUCAGCUGGGUUUACUGAAGGAGUGAGUGUGUGAGCUGUGAUAUGGAGUGUGUGAGCUGUGAUAUGGAGUGUGUGAGCUGUGAUAUGGACAGUGUGAGCUGUGAUAUGGAGUGUGUGAGCUGUGAUAUGGAGUGUGUGAGCUGUGAU